This is a messenger RNA of Oryzias latipes (Japanese medaka), 1753 nucleotides long. NCBI's taxonomy places the organism in Eukaryota, Metazoa, Chordata, Actinopteri, Beloniformes, Adrianichthyidae. The record is from RefSeq and is a predicted model, not a curated record.
CAUCGAUGACAGAAGAAGAAGACGCGUAUAGAGCCAGCUCAUGUGCUCUCAGUUUGUGGUGAACAUAAACGAUCUUGCUGGAGUGAGACUUUUAAUUAUAUAUAUAUUUUCAGCUGAUUUACUAAAUUUAAGUUCUUUGAGUUAUUUUGUCGCAAAGCAAAUGCUGACGAAGUGAUUCUCUUUCUAAUCUCGGUGUGCUUCACCCUGGAUGGGUUGAUCAUCCAUCGCAGAGCCACAUACACGGACGGCCUCGCACGCUCUUCUAAAAAACAUUUUAAUCUUUUUUGGUUUUUCAGCUGCUCCCUUUAUGGGUGAUCAUCCACCUCCAUCUAAAAUGUUUCUUCAUCUUCUUCAUUCACUCCAGCUACCUUCAUGUUGUCCUUCACUACACCUCUUUGGUCAUCCUCUCUUUCCUGGUUUCUCCAACCUCAACAUUCCUUAACCAUCAUCAUCAUCAUCAUCAUCACUGUUCCUCUUCUUACCGUGUCCAAACCCUCUAAAUCAUUUAACUCCAAAACAUCUGUCAUAAUCUGUUCCAUUGAUGGAUUAAUUCCUGAUCCUCUCCAUCCUGGUUUCUCAAAGAAAACCUCAAGAUCUUCAUCUUUGCGACCUCCAGAUCUGCCUCCAGUCUCUAAACUAACAACAUGGCUGCUCUCACCACAGUCUUCCACACCUUUCCAUUUAUUCUUGAUGACACCCUUUAGUCACACAUCCCACCUCUAACCUUCCUCCAACUGUUCCAACCUGCUUGCAGACGCGUCUUCACCCCUUUCCAACACCAUCUGCUGUUCUGGACUGUUGACUCUAAGAACUUAAAGUCCUCCACCUUCUCCACCUCAGCUCAAUGUAACCUCACCGUUCCACUUCAUAUCCUCUCAUUCACACGCAGAUAUUAAGCCUUGCUGCAGCUGACUUUGAUUCAUCUCCUAUCCAGGGCAAGCCUUCCCCUCUCUAGAUGUUCCUCCACCUUCCCCCACUACAAAUCACAAUGUCAUCUGCGAACAUUAUAGUCCACACGUAUUCCUGUCUGAUCUCAUCUCUAAAUCUGUCCAUCAUACAGCAAACAGCUGAUCCUUGGUUCAACUAUGGAUUUGCUCACUGGUCCGCUGGGCGCCGGCGUUUCAGCCGGUCUGGGUUGCGGACUCCUCCUUGGAUGGCUUCUUCGAGCCCGGUUAGCCCCAGCAUCCCGGAGCUUCAUAAAAGCUGUGGAGAGCGGUGCGGUGGAAGCAAGCGUGAUGGGAGAGGGGGGCGAGUUUAAGAUGGUGCUGGUGGUUCGGAAUGACCUGAAGAUGGGCAAAGGGAAGGUGGCCGCUCAGUGCUCUCACGCUGCUGUGUCAGCAUACAAACAGGUCCAGCGCCGGGACCCGGAGCUGCUCAAACAAUGGGAGUACUGCGGCCAGCCCAAGGUGGUGGUGAAGGCACCCGAUGAGGAAACCCUGGUUGAGUUGCUGAGUCGCGCCAGAGCAGCGGGUCUCACAGUCAGCCUCAUUCAGGAUGCAGGAAGGACUCAAAUCGCUCCUGGGUCUCGCACCGUACUGGGGGUCGGUCCAGGUCCGGCUCAUCUGGUUGACAGCAUCACUGGGGAUCUGAAACUUUACUGAAGUUUUCUUCCUGAAUUUUUUUUUUCCAAUAAAAAAUACAUUUCAGAAGAAAUUGGCUUGUUUUUAUGAAGUUUUGUGCUAAAUGUCUUCAUAGGCAGAGUGUAACAAUAAACUCUUGACUCUGGUUGUUAAAUAUUAAAACAUUUUAAUGC